AUCGAGCGCUAGUGUGCGCGCCGCUUUACCUGCAGGUUUGACGGGACUGUCGGCGGGAGCGCGCACCGAGGACGACUGAAUUGCACAGAAUAAUGAACAACAAAUUUGACGCUCUGAAAGAUGACGACAGUGGAGAUCAUGACCAGGACAACGGCUCACCGAAAGACAGUGAGAAGGAAAAAAAUGAGGAGGAGGAAAAAGACCAAAACACUAACAAGAGGAGGGCUGUGGUGCCAGGGCCAGGAGAACACCCUCUUCAAUAUAACUACACAUUCUGGUAUUCUCGGCGAACCCCAGGAAGACCAGCCAGCACACAAGGCUACGAACAGAACAUCAAACAGAUCGGCAGCUUUGCUUCGGUGGAGCAGUUCUGGCGUUUUUACAGUCACAUGAUCAGACCUGGUGAUCUCACAGGCCACAGUGAUUUCCACCUCUUUAAGGAAGGAAUUAAGCCUAUGUGGGAGGACGAUGCUAAUAAAAGUGGAGGGAAGUGGAUAAUUCGGCUGCGUAAGGGUCUGGCCUCACGCUGCUGGGAGAAUCUGAUCCUGGCCAUGCUGGGUGAACAGUUCAUGGUGGGUGAGGAGAUCUGUGGCGCUGUCGUCUCUGUGCGCUUCCAGGAGGAUAUCAUAUCGAUCUGGAACAAAACAGCAAGUGAUCAGGCCACUACUGCCCGCAUCAGAGAUACCCUCCGUCGAGUUCUGAACCUGCCGCCAAAUACAAUCAUGGAGUACAAAACACACACCGACAGCAUCAAGGCCUGGGAAGAUUUCCACGGGUUGGUGAAUGCCAGCGGUGGCCGCUAGUUCUUUCCUAUGAACGAACAGUGCCAAAGGUGUGGUUCUUCAGUGUGAAAGAAAAGAACAUUGCUAGGACGUACACCUUAUUCCUUCAUCACCCGCCAUUGCUUUGAAAUAGUAUAACGAAAGAGACACUGGGGGAUUCUGGGGAAGACCAAGGUUCCUGUAUGUGAUGUUCCCGAAAGCUUCUGAGUGGUGAAGGAGUCAAAUGUGGUGUAUUUUUAAAAUGGUCAACUGUUAGACAGCAGAAGCCUUAAAACAGUGGCUGCUGAUUGAGAAGACUGUACGAUCCUAAUGGAGAUGGUGUAUCAUGCAGACAAAUCGCUAGGCACUUAACUUAACUAGUUUUCAACAAUUCAACCCUCUUAAAACGCAAGUACUUUUUAUUUAACAUAGUUAAAGGGUUACAUUUUAUUAGUGCAGUAUAGUGCAGUAUUUUAAUUACAGUGUUAAAGUUUUAUUUCAGAAGGUGUAUGAAACAAAAAAAAAAAGUAUUUUUAAACCUAUUUGAAGAGAUCUAUGUUGGCACCUGUUCUUGAUCGUUUCUUUUAUGAGUCGAGAGUCUUAAAGCCUAAAAGACGUUGCUGCCUAUCGUAUCGUGCCUGCUUCCCAGAAGCACUUGACGCUCUGUGAUUUCUCCGUGGGAGAAAUUCAGGUGGCACCACGUUCCCAGCCGAACCAUUCCCAGUCUGCUUCGCCACCGAAUAUAAACAUGGAUCCAGAUUUGGGGACUGGGUUGCUAUUGGUUCAGGUUUGUUUACAUUUCUUACAAACUGCCUGUGGUCGUGUUGGGCAGUGGUGGAUUACAGUGUUGGACGUAUCGUUUGGAUUACAGUUGACUGAUAAAAGCAAUAAAUGUCAAAUAUGCAGCUGCUGCUAACACUGGAA
Trichomycterus rosablanca is the source of this 1685-nucleotide messenger RNA. It is a transcript of the gene eif4e2, whose product is annotated as eukaryotic translation initiation factor 4E family member 2. NCBI's taxonomy places the organism in Eukaryota, Metazoa, Chordata, Actinopteri, Siluriformes, Trichomycteridae. The coding region runs from base 93 to 803 and encodes 236 amino acids. Gene Ontology annotation, molecular function: RNA 7-methylguanosine cap binding; translation initiation factor activity. The transcript is spliced from 8 exons. Gene Ontology annotation, cellular component: cytoplasm; eukaryotic translation initiation factor 4F complex. The record is from RefSeq and is a predicted model, not a curated record. Gene Ontology annotation, biological process: translational initiation.